AUGUGCAUCUUGCUGGGCGCUAGGUUUGAUGUUGUUGCACGUGGAACAGACACGGCGGCAGAUGGAACAAGUGCUCUACCGUAUCACACAGCUCAGUCCAACCUUGAUUAA
Fusarium pseudograminearum CS3096 is the source of this 111-nucleotide messenger RNA. RefSeq lists its product as uncharacterized. The record is from RefSeq and is a predicted model, not a curated record. NCBI's taxonomy places the organism in Eukaryota, Fungi, Ascomycota, Sordariomycetes, Hypocreales, Nectriaceae. The transcript is spliced from 2 exons. The coding region runs from base 1 to 111 and encodes 36 amino acids.